AAUUAUUAAAAAUUGUCUGAAAAUAAUUUUAUUGUUUUAAUUUUAAUUAAUUGUAAAAAUGAUUCGUGCGGUUUUGAUAUUCAAUCAUAAGGGCAAACCAAGGCUCACUAAAUUUUAUGAACAUUUCGCUGAAGAUGUGCAACAAAAGAUAAUUAAAGAAACAUUUCAAUUGGUGUCCACUCGUGACGAUCACGUGUGUAAUGUCCUCCACGCCGGCGUAUUGGUUGACGAUUCCGACUUUAAGCUUAUUUACAGACACUAUGCAACUCUAUAUUUUGUGAUGUGUGCGGACACGGCUGAGAGUGAACUCGGCAUUCUUGACCUAAUUCAGAUAUUUGUUGAGGCACUCGACCAAUGCUUUGAUACGGUUUGUGAAUUGGAUCUCAUCUUUAACUCGGAUAAGGUUCACAAUAUAUUGAAUGAGAUCAUAAUGGGUGGACUCGUGUUAGAGACCAGUCUUCAAGAGAUUCUCUUAAGAAUCGAAGAGCAGACCAAACUUGAGAAACAAAUGACUAACAAAAUUCAGAGUCAUUUACCAGAAGUUCAUUGUCUUUCAGUCAAACCGUUUAUUGUCUAUAAAUAAAGCGAUGUUUUUUUAAAAUUAGUCUUUUAUGGCACUUAUUAU
This is a messenger RNA of Oppia nitens, 625 nucleotides long. RefSeq names its product AP-3 complex subunit sigma-1-like. The record is from RefSeq and is a predicted model, not a curated record. The transcript has 6 exons. NCBI's taxonomy places the organism in Eukaryota, Metazoa, Arthropoda, Arachnida, Sarcoptiformes, Oppiidae. The coding region runs from base 59 to 583 and encodes 174 amino acids. Gene Ontology annotation, cellular component: intracellular membrane-bounded organelle; AP-3 adaptor complex; membrane coat. Gene Ontology annotation, biological process: intracellular protein transport; Golgi to vacuole transport.